UUGCAGUACAGUUUCUAUAUUCCAAAGGAUUAAGCAAAAAGGAUCCCGACCAAGAUACUAAACAGGACGACGACUCUGAUCCCUUCUGGAACAGGUUGGAAAACAAGUACAAGUAAUCCACUGUGUCCCUUGUAGGAGGCAUGGACGGUAGCAGAGGCCUCAGUGUUCCCCCUUGUUCUUCCCCACUCCUCCCUCCAUUGAAGGCAGUAGUUCGAUGCCUGCUUCAUCUCACUGUUGUUGUUAUAGCUGUCCUUUUUAGCUGUGUCCAGAAGUUGUUCUCAGACAAUGUUGGGAAAAAUACAAUAAAAAGAAAAGAUUCCUCUACUACAAGCAACGCCCAAGGUCCAAGGAAUGGCCCUGUAACCUGUGAACAGAAUGGACCACGGCCAUUGACAAUCCACCCUGAAAGGCUGAAAGACUUUGUGGAGGAAGAAUAUCUAAAUGGAGAUUUGACAACAUGGGAAAUGAAAGUAGUAGAACCUCCAGAGGAACAACUAAAAGAAUCUGCUGAACCAGUUGCUCCAAAAACUCGUAAGCCCAGUGUGAAACCAAAAAAUGAGUUCCUGCGAUUUGAGGAUAUCAGUGCGGCUGCCUUCAAAACUCAGAAUGGUGUCCAGAAAACACCCUGCAUGUAUUCAAGAAUUUCAAAGCAGUAUGGUGUGGAUAUUUACCUAAAGAAAGAAUUUCUGCAGUACACGGGGUCUGUGAAGGAGAGGGGUGUGCUAUAUCUACUCACAUCACUUAAUCAGGAACAACAGCGAAAAGGAGUAAUCGUGGCUUCUGACAGUAAUUUUGCCAUGGCUGCGGCAUUCCAUGCCUCUGAGUUACAGAUUCCUGUGUUUGUCAUCAUGUCAGCAGGAACAUCACCAAGCCGGGUCAGAAUGUGCCGUGAUUAUGGUGCCAUGGUUAUAUUAUUUGGCCCAACAGCAAGAGAUGCACAGAGUCAUGCCAGGCAACUUGCGCAAGAGAAUGGUUACCUCUAUGUAGAGGAGGAAGACAGUGCUGGAUAUCUUGCUGGCCUUGGCACGGUUGGCCUGGAGAUUUACGAGCAGGUUCCUAAUUUGGACGCAGUGAUAUUCCCAGCUGGUGGCCAGUGUGGCUUACUGGCUGGAUCAGCAACUGCUCUCAAGCACCUGAACCCCAAAAUUUCAGUCAUCGGAGUUGAAUGUGAGAAGUUUCCUGUCGUGCAACAAUCCUUAAAAACUGGACACUGUUUGACAGAACAUGACUACGUCACCCACCCCUUGUAUGGAGAACUGGGUGGGCCUUCAUUUGGUGCCAAUACAUUGAAGUUAGCAAAGAAACAUGUAGAUCAGGUGAUCUCAGUAAGGGAAGAGGAUGUUUUACUGGCCAUGCUAAGGCUGCUGGAGUAUGAACGAGCGACUGCUGAUGCAGAAGGCGCAAUGGGACUGGCUGCAAUAAUUGCAGAUGCAAUACCAGAUCUAAAAGGGAAGAGAGUGGCUAUUGUUGUGUGCAGUGGGAAUCUGCCUUUGCCUUUACUGCGUCACUGCCUGGAUCGUGCGCUGGUAUUGGAUCACAGAGUCUGCAAAUUCUCUGUGGUGCUGACAGACUUUCCUGGGGAAAUCUCAAAACUCCUGGAGACCAUUGGACGAGAAGAAGCCAGGGUUCUGGACAUGCAGAAAGAAAACAUUUUUCUGAACACGCAUCUGUUCACGUUAGAGGUUACCUGUCUGGUAGAGACCAGAGAUAAAACCCACACGACACAACUGAGAAAUGCGCUUACAGAAAAGUACUCAACACUCAAAUGGGUAGAGCAAGGAAGGAAAUAAACCAGGAACAAAUCAGUUUGAUGGACAACUGAAAGCCUUAACCGCUUCACUGCCACACAAGGCUGCUCAUGCAAUGUUUUACUUAUGAAUGUAUCUAUAUGGGAAAGGCUUUGGGAAAAGUAGUUGAACUCUGUUAACAAUGGGACUUGUAAAUGUAAAAAAAAAGUAACUUUGUAGCAAUGGCGGAGUUGUUUGGUUUACAAAUAUAGAAAAAUAGCCACUACCUACUUAAAUGUAAUAAACGUUUAGUAUGCUUUUUAAAGUGUAAUUAAAAAAAAAAGUCUCCUCCUUUAUUAUUUAUAGCCAAAAUAUAAUUUAAAGAGAUAACUAAGCAAUAGUUAUUUUAGUAGGGAUUCAUUACAGGGUUGCAUUAAAGUAAGUGCUGCCCUGUAGGGUGAAUCUGUUAUAAGCAUUUAUAAU
Molecule: messenger RNA, 2210 nt
Organism: Pelobates fuscus (common spadefoot toad)
Lineage: Eukaryota; Metazoa; Chordata; Amphibia; Anura; Pelobatidae
Product: L-threonine ammonia-lyase-like
Exons: 12
Coding region: 141-1790 (549 amino acids)
Biological process (GO): L-serine catabolic process; L-threonine catabolic process
Molecular function (GO): L-serine ammonia-lyase activity; threonine deaminase activity
Source: RefSeq, a predicted model, not a curated record